CUUUUCAGAAAAGAUACAAGGAGAAAAAUCUGUGAAAGCAGUGGGAAACAACCUUAAUGUGAGAGUUUUAUCUUGUUCACAAGUGAAAUUGACAUCACCAAAAGAAAUCCUCGUCAGCUAUACAUCGACUGAUUUUAAGUAGCUCGCAAAAAGUGAACAAGGAUACAAGUAAAAAUUGAAUAAGAUUUUGUCUAAAAAGAAAAGGAAAAUAAAACUUUCUUUACUUCCAUUGAUUAAUCAGAUCAAGCAUGCGGCAAAUAUGUAAUUAAUAAUUUAACAAACCGCGUAACAUCAAGCAAUUUGUACGAAACCUUUUUCAAACGCGAAAUGGAAAACAGAAUUCCUUCCUUCAUCAAUUACAAAUUAUUUGCCCGUGUUGAAGAAUAUAAAAUCCUAUCAUAUAAUAAACCAUCAAGCAACCUUGAGUAAAGGAAAGGAAGAGAUUAAAAAACCCAUCUCAUUAUACUCACAGCAUAAGUGACGGCAGCGAAGACGAAUACGUCAGAAAUCUUUCUUUUUCUCUUUAAGAUAAUUUCAAACGAUUAUAAGCGUAUAGUCAAAGCUUUAUGUUUGACACAAACAGCAUCUGAACGAGCACAAACACUUAAAGAUUAAAAACAGAGAACGAAGAGGAGGAAGAAGGAAACAUUUAAUUACAAAAUCUAAAGUUAACAUAAAGUUCACCUUAUUAAUUUUAAAAUGACAUAAGAAAAAAGCUCACAUGAGACUCGAACAUUAACGUGGAAAGGAAAAGCUAAUUAAUUUAGGAAAAUCGUUAAAUAUUUGAUGCGGAAGAGAGAAACUGUCACUGACUAAGUGAUUACGUAAAAGAAAACAAAAUCAAUUAAAAGUCACAUAAAAGGGCUUUGGAAGUAUUAUCAGAGCUUUGUUUGAGAUAGGAAGUGAUAGAGAGAAUAUUUGAAAGGUUGUGGCUACCUUGUUUGACAACAAACAGUGUUGUGAGUAAUUAAACCGCCAUCAACAAAGCGGAAGAGAAUGUUGCUAAUAUUGUAUAAUUAUUGGUAGAUGUUGACACGUUAACAUCACAGAUAAGGUCGUGAAAGUAAACAUAAAAUUUAAUUGAAGGAAGUUAAACUUCAUUUCUCAAAUUUACCCGCAGUGUGAAAAGCUUCUGAAUAAGCUUCUGAAGUAAAGAAAGAGGAAAUUUGGCAACAACGAACUGAAUAAAAAAGAGAGAAAAUAACUUGAUGCCCUUAUGACGAAUCCUAGAGUUUAACAUCUGUUGGCAAGGGCUACCCUCAAAAAGUGGAGAAGGGAGGAAAAACAUUUCUCAUCAUCAUCAUCAAUUUGCGAGUAGAAUAAAAGUGAAAGUUUAGCAAGAAAGCUUUUCCCAGGCUACAUUGAAACAUCGCCCUUUAAUAAAACUUAUGGUUGACAGAAGCAAAAUUUCUUCAACAGACAAAAAAUAAAAUAUAAAAGACGGGGGAAGAGAAAUAGGAAGAAGUAAAAAAAAAAAAGAAAUAAGCAGCAACAGAAGGAACUUUAAUGGUCAGACCGGAAGGAAAUGAUAAAAUCAUUAUUUUUCUAACAAUCCCGGUCCAAUAAGACACAAUCCGAUACAUCAAAACUUUUCAUUCGUUUUUCUGUCCCUCUUGGCCCUUCUUCUCAACAUUCAUUUCAAUCGUGAAACGACGGCUCGGUCAAACGGCUCACAAUUCAGUAAUCGAAUUUGUAACAGCAACAAAAAAGCCAUCAUCAACCAUCUACGAAAAAUCACAUCGACGGAAAAACGGGAGGGGAAGAAAGAAUUUUUGAAGACGAAAGAUUGUCAUUGUUCCCAUUCUUCUCUUAUUGUUUGAUGUUGUAAUGUGAAAUAAAAGGCUUCCAUAAAAUAUAUUAAAGAAGGAAAGAAAAAUAGCAAAGGUGAAGAAAAAAAAAGUUUGAAAAGUGAACAUUUAAAAACAUUUUUCUUUCGGGUCGGUGAACAUAUUUUCCUAAAACGUAGCAUCUGUUGAAGUGAAGCAUUUAAGCAAAAAUAUUCAAAAGAAAGAGUGUAAUAAAUAGCUUUAAUAAUACCUAAUGGAAAAACAAAGAAAGAGUUGUUAGAAUAAAUAUUUAUAAAUAUAAUCAAACAUCCUUUCUCGAUUUUCAAUAUUCGAUUUGAUAAAUCAGAGAAAAAAAAAAGUAAAAUUCGUCCGAGACCAAAAUUCAAGAAUGUCAUCAACAAUGAGGCACACAAUGAGUGAAUUCUAUUUGUGGAUAUUGAUAUUGUUUACACUCAACAAUAGCGUUCUAUUACAAAAGCCUAGUGGUGAGAAUCCAACGUUUUUCAAUAUCGGCGGUGUCCUAAGCAAUGGCGAGAGCGAGAAAAACUUUUCCGAGACAAUAGCUACAUUGAAUUAUGUACACCAGUAUGUGCCAAAAGGAACAACCUAUUUUGAUAAAACAAUACGAAUAGAUAAGAAUCCCAUUAAAACAGCUUUAAAUGUGUGCAAACAUUUGAUAUCAAAGCGUGUAUAUGCGGUGGUCGUGUCUCAUGAGGAGAAAGACUCAUCCGGACAUGAUUUAUCUCCAGCUGCUGUAAGCUACACAAGUGGCUUCUAUCAAAUACCAGUCAUAGGAAUCUCAUCGCGUGAUGCAGCGUUUUCGGAUAAGAACAUUCACGUAUCGUUUCUUAGGACGGUGCCACCUUACUAUCACCAAGCAGACGUGUGGCUUGAAAUGCUGAGUCACUUUGGAUACACGAAGGUGAUUAUCAUUCACAGUUCCGAUACCGAUGGACGUGCGAUAUUAGGUCGCUUUCAAACAACAUCACAAACAAACUACGAUGACGUCGAUGUCCGAGCAAAUGUUGAGUCAAUUGUUGAGUUUGAGCCAAAGCUUGAGAGCUUUGUUGAGCAUCUUGUGGAACUCAAAACGGCACAAUCUCGAGUUUACCUUUUAUAUGCCAAUAAAGAGGAUGCUACCGUCAUUUUUCGGGAUGCUGCCAUCUUCAAUAUGACAGAUGCAGGUCAUGUUUGGAUUGUUACAGAACAAGCUUUGUUCUCAAAUAAUACGCCAGUUGGAGCUUUGGGUCUAAAAUUAAACAAUGACAAUGAAACAGAGCAUAUCAGAGAUAGCGUCUACGUGCUGGCAUCUGCAUUAAAAGAGAUGAUGGUGAAUGAAACAAUUACAGAAGCGCCAAAAGAUUGCGAUGAUUCUGGAGUGUUUUGGGAAACAGGAAAGAAAUUGUUUCAUUAUUUAAAAUCUAGAAACAUUAAUGGAAAAACGGGUCGAGUGGCGUUUGAUGAUUCGGGUGAUCGAAUCAAUGCUGCAUACGAUGUUAUUAAUAUCGGAAAAAAGGGCGGCAUGAAAAUAGUUGGGAGCUUCUUCUACGACAAUGAGCGCGAGAAAAUGCGACUUAAAAUCAAUGACAGUGAGAUAAUUUGGCCAGGAAAAGUGAAAAAGAAACCCGAAGGAUUUUUUAUCCCGACUCACUUAAAGGUCUUAACGAUCGAAGAGAAGCCAUUUGUUUAUGUGAGAAAAUUAACAGAUGAUGAAAUCGAUUGUGAAGAGGAUGAGAUUCCGUGCCCACAUUUUAACGUAACGGAUGGAAACGAAAAGGAUUUUUGCUGUCGUGGAUAUUGCAUAGAUUUGCUUAAAGCACUAUCACAUCGCAUUAAUUUCACAUACGAUUUGGCAUUAUCGCCUGAUGGCCAAUUUGGUCAUUACAUACUCAAAAACCUCUCCAGCACAUUAGGAGUGAAGAAAGAAUGGACCGGAUUGAUUGGCGAGCUCGUUUCAGAACGAGCUGACUUGAUUGUUGCUCCUUUAACCAUUAACCCGGAACGAGCCGAAUUCAUUGAAUUCUCGAAACCUUUCAAGUACCAGGGCAUUACGAUCUUGGAAAAGAAACCGUCAAGAUCUUCGACUCUUGUGAGUUUCUUGCAACCUUUCAGCAAUACCCUGUGGAUUCUCGUUAUGGUUUCGGUUCAUGUUGUGGCUCUUGUCCUUUAUCUGCUGGAUAGAUUUUCACCUUUUGGUCGCUUUAAGUUGACAAACAAUGAUGGGACAGAAGAAGACGCUCUCAAUUUAAGUUCAGCCAUUUGGUUUGCUUGGGGUGUUUUACUUAACAGUGGAAUUGGUGAAGGUACACCGAGAAGUUUUUCAGCUCGUGUUCUUGGUAUGGUGUGGGCUGGCUUUGCAAUGAUUAUUGUUGCAUCUUAUACUGCUAACUUAGCCGCUUUUCUCGUCUUGGAGCGACCAAAGACAAAACUUUCAGGCAUAAAUGAUGCACGAUUACGUAACACUAUGGAGAACUUGACAUGCGGAACUGUCAAAGGAUCGGCUGUGGAUAUGUAUUUCAGACGUCAAGUUGAAUUGUCAAACAUGUAUAGAUCGAUGGAAACAAACAAUAAAGCGACAGCUGAACAAGCUAUACAAGAAGUCAAGAAUGGUGGACUAAUGGCCUUUAUUUGGGAUUCAUCACGUCUUGAAUAUGAAGCGGCCAAAGAUUGCGAACUUGUGACUGCGGGUGAAUUAUUUGGUCGAAGUGGAUAUGGGAUCGGCUUACAGAAAGGAAGCCCUUGGACAGAUGCUGUUACGUUGGCAAUUCUAGAUUUUCAUGAGAGUGGUUUCAUGGAAUCUCUCGAUAGAGAGUGGAUUUUCCAUGGCAAUGUUCAACAAUGUGAGCAAUUUGAGAAGACACCAAAUACGCUUGGUUUGAAGAACAUGGCUGGGGGGUUUAUACUUGUGGGCGCUGGAAUUGUUGGAGGGAUUGGUCUAAUAAUCAUAGAAGUUGUAUAUAAAAAGCACCAAAUAAAGAAACAAAAACGAUUGGAGAUUGCUAGACAUGCAGCAGACAAAUGGAGAGGAACAAUAGAGAAGAGAAAGCAUCUAAGACAGUCAAUGGCUAUGCAAAGGCAAUACAAUAUAGGACUUAAUUCAGUCACAAAAUCAAUUAGUCAGGUAGUCGAUAAGAAUCGAUAUCCCACCUUAACACAUCGAGGCCCAGAGAGAGCUUGGAAUACUGGAGCCCUAUCAGCACAAGAUCUUUCCGGUCGAAGAAAUGGUGAAGAGUUUAUCUUUAACAACCAGCGACACAAAAAGCCGCCGAAAUAUAAACCACCCAUUCCCACUUUUGCAUCAGAUGUGUCUCAUUUGGUUGUUUAACUCUUACUCAUACAUUCGACGGGUUUAAUUAGUGUUAUUCAUUUAAAUUGAAAUUAUUAUGUUAACCUUGUAACAACAAAAAUGGUGGAAACAAUGAAAAAGACAAAAAUAUUAUUAUUAGGCGUUAUUAUCAGUAGAAAGAGAAAAUUCACUUGGAAAACACAAAUAUGAAAAAAGGUG
Molecule: messenger RNA, 5292 nt
Organism: Clunio marinus
Lineage: Eukaryota; Metazoa; Arthropoda; Insecta; Diptera; Chironomidae
Source: the annotation of a GenBank genome assembly